Messenger RNA from Trichogramma pretiosum, 1148 nucleotides. RefSeq names its product zinc finger protein 582-like. Gene Ontology annotation, cellular component: nucleus. Lineage: Eukaryota; Metazoa; Arthropoda; Insecta; Hymenoptera; Trichogrammatidae. The transcript has 4 exons. The record is from RefSeq and is a predicted model, not a curated record. Bases 156 to 1148 code for a protein of 330 amino acids.
UAAGCAAGUGUUUACAAAUAACAUCAUCAGGAGAGUAUAGGUAUCCUAUCUGAAGUUAAAUUACAAUACAGUGUUGGCUACUCGAGGAGUUUAACCUCAAAUAUUUUCUCAGUGCUGAUCGCAAAAACUCCCAGUAAUUUCAUCUAAUUAAUCUAAUGAUAAAAAAAAGCAGAAUGGACAUAAAUAGGGUGAAAAAUGAGCCGAUUGGUAUUUUGCCGAGUGCAGAUGACGAUUAUAAUUUCGAUUUGGUGAACUCUAGCGAAGACAAAAACUUUGAAACAUUCACAUAUACAGCCAGUCACACGUAUCAGGAUAUGAAGAUCCAGGAAAAUACAGAUGAAAAAAAAACCGUAGAUUUUGAGUGCAAAAAUGUUAAAGUGGUACCGACAUCGCUAUCGACAGUAAUCUUCAAAUCUGAGCAUCAAAAUUGUCAACCCGUCGUAAAAAUAGAAAACCAAAACCGAACAAAUUAUUUGAAUGAAAGUAUAUUUAUUGAUUUCGAGUGCAAAGAUGUUAAAAUUGAAGCAAAGUCAUUAUCGACAACCAUCUGCCAAACUGAAGAUCAAAGUUAUCCAUCAAUUGUGAAAAUAAAAAACCAAAUUGACAUCAAUUGCUUGAAUAAUACAGAUUCGUUAAUUUUAAUGGAUACGAAACAUGAAAGAAGAGAAACAUAUAAGAGUAAAACUCACGGCGAUUUAUUAAGAUGCCAAAACAAACUUAAAAAUUAUGCUGAUAAAAUACAAGAUCGUAGCAAACUUUUGAAAUGUGAGAUUUGUCAUAAAUCAUUUGAACAAGAGGUUAUUCUCGAAUCUCACACGAAUGCAGUUCAUAUUCGUAUAAAACCUUUCGAAUGUGUCAUUUGUCAAAAAUCAUUUCGAUACCGGGAGUACCUCAAAAAACACAUAAAAGUAGUACACGAUCGCAGCAAAACCGUCGAGUGUCAGUUUUGUCACAAAUCAUUUUCAGGCAACGGUAAUCUCAAUAAACACAUAAACGCAGUACAUGAAUGUAAAAAACCUUUUGAGUGUAAACUGAAAAUUCACGUGAAUGCUGUACACAAUCAAAUCAAAUCCUUCGAUUAUCAGUUUUGUCAGGAGUCAUUUGGAUACAAAAGUAACCUCAAUGCUCACAUAAAUGUAAUACCAUAA